CGAUUAUACCCCCGCCACGUAAUGACGACGCAAACUACCAUUAGUCCAUUCUACAAUCAACUCUGUUUUCCCAGUAGACACCUUCUUCUUCCAUCUUCAAGGUUUCACAGUUGUACUUGCUAGAUUCAUUAGGUUUUUUCUGGGUCUACCUCAAGCUUGCUGUUUAACGUCUCUGUAUAUUACUACAAAAUGUCUGGGCCAAAUGACGACAAUAUGUCUUCUUAUACUCAGCUUUCUUCUCAUUUUUUCAGUGAUCUCCUAGAUUCCAUUAUUGUUGAUGUUGCAUCUGAGUGUCACCGGAUUGCAAGGCUGGGACUUGACUGUAAUCUGGAAGAAGAGGAAGAAGAGGUGAGGUUGUCAUCACAAGCUCGUGCCAGGGUAGCUGAUUCCAGUAAUAGUGGAGAAACUAAUGCCAAGUAUGUGGUUGACAUAUUUGGACAAACUCACCCUCCAGUGGCCAAUGAAAUAUUUGAGUGCAUGAACUGUGGAAGAUCAAUCAUGGCGGGAAGGUUUGCUCCUCACUUGGAGAAAUGUAUGGGCAAGGGCAGAAGGGCUCGUCUCAAGGUAACAAGAAGUAGCACAGCUGUACAGAACCGGUACUCGCGAGGCAGCCCUGUUUCCACAUAUUCGCCUUACUCAAAUCCCACGAGCACAAACAGGCUACCAAAUGGGACGCCUAGUGGUGUGGGUGAGGAAUACUCGAAUGGGACAUUGGAAAACACAUGAGAAAUAUGUUCGCCAAGCAAAUAUUAGACUGGACUAAUCUCCAUUUGUUCAUGAACCAUUUAGCUUCUUUCCUCAGCAUGUUUAAGCUCAAAAUGAUGACAUGGUUCAAGUUACCCAUCAUGUCAGCUUAAUCUGUUUGAGAAUAUUGUGAAAUCAUGCUCAACUCUUUUGGAAUCAACAGUGAAGCAGAAUGGUUUCCAAAGUUUGCUUCUCAAUGUUCGUUCUUGUUGGUGAAUGAAUUAUUAAGAUUUUUGGAAAA
Messenger RNA from Carica papaya (papaya), 985 nucleotides. RefSeq names its product SAGA-associated factor-like protein. The record is from RefSeq and is a predicted model, not a curated record. NCBI's taxonomy places the organism in Eukaryota, Viridiplantae, Streptophyta, Magnoliopsida, Brassicales, Caricaceae. Gene Ontology annotation, cellular component: DUBm complex; SAGA-type complex.